AUGAAUGGGACUGUUCACAUUAGCUUACCUAUUCGGAUUGUUAUUACAAAUGAAGGAAUAUUUGGCAUAAUAUUAAAUAUUACCGCCAUCACUGUUGUAUUCACUUCACAGUUUGGUUCAAAAUUUACUACAUUUGUUUUUAGAGCACAACCAAUAUUUGAUUUGAGUGCAUGUCUCUCAACAGCAAUGUACUACUUGGCUGAAUCUAUGUCACUUUCCAAUAACGGAACUGGAAUAUAUAUUAUUGAUGCCAUAAUUUGUCAUCUUUGGUUUAGAAAUGGAUUAUUCUGGUUGCCAUGUGUCUUAAUUGUGCAAAAUCUAGUUUGUAUAUCUUUGGAUCGAGUUAGUUCUGUCCUAUUUCUUGGAUCACUCAAAGCGUAUACGAACAUAUACUUUUUUGUAUACUUUGUUUACAUGCUCAGUAUGUUUUUAAUUUUGUACAUACCUACACCACUUCUUCGUCGUUAUACUGAUGGCCGAUGUGUUAUGGAUUUUUCAUUCCCUUGGAUUCAGACGAAAGUAUUUCUUGAUUAUAUUGUGUAUUCAUGGGUUGUGUUUUCUUAUUUUGUUCCAGUUUUAGUCACAUUAAUUAGCCAUGCGUGGAUCAUACGUGUAUUAAAAACGCCUAGGUCUUCUCAUCGUAAUUGCGCAACACAAAAUUUUGAAGCUACUUUACAAAUACAGAGGAAAAUUACUCAGUUAGUGAUUACAACAGCAAUAAUGUCAUGUCAACAAGCUAUAUUACACUCAUUUGAAUGCAUAGUUCAAAUAUUAAUCACAACAGAAGUCGUGGCGUAUACUUAUGGUACUACAUUUGAACAGAUGAGCACAUGUCUUAUGUUAUUGGGAUGUAUGUUAAAUCCAUGUAUUCUCAUUUUCAGUACAGCUCCUUUGAGAAAACGUUUAUUAUCAUCAGUUAAAAGUGUCACAGAGAAAAUUAGCAGCAUCGGAGGAGUAGGAAAACACACAGAAUCAAUAAUGCAAUGA
Messenger RNA from Schistosoma rodhaini, 987 nucleotides. Lineage: Eukaryota; Metazoa; Platyhelminthes; Trematoda; Strigeidida; Schistosomatidae. The record is from the annotation of a GenBank genome assembly.